Capsicum annuum is the source of this 980-nucleotide messenger RNA. RefSeq names its product GDSL esterase/lipase At5g62930. Lineage: Eukaryota; Viridiplantae; Streptophyta; Magnoliopsida; Solanales; Solanaceae. The transcript is spliced from 6 exons. Gene Ontology annotation, molecular function: hydrolase activity, acting on ester bonds. The coding region runs from base 146 to 841 and encodes 231 amino acids. The record is from RefSeq and is a predicted model, not a curated record.
AUAGUACGUCUCAUUUCCGAAAUUUUUGGUUUAUUUCAUUAUUUAGUUCCCCCUUUCUCUUCUUCUUCCUUGUCACCUUCUGCAAAGAAAAAAAAAAUCCAAAUAUAAUUUGGUUUGAAUUUGUGGAAUUUCAUUUUUAUUCAAAAUGAUUAGGCCACAAAUUGUAUUGUUUGGGGACUCCAUUACUCAAGUGGCCUUCGAUGUAGGUGGUUGGGGUGGUCUUCUUUAUAAUAAUUAUUCUCGCAGGGCUGAUUUCUUAGUUCGUGGAUAUGCUGGAUACAACACCACAUGGGGUUUGAUCAUGCUCCAACAUCUAUUUCAAUUGGAUGCUCCAAGUCCAAAACCUGUUGCUGGCAUGACUAUAUUUUUUGGAGCAAAUGAUGCUGCUCUUGUGGGAAGAAUUAGUGAAGCAAAACAUACCCCAAUUGAUGAAUAUAAGGAAAACCUAAAUAAAAUGGUUAAACAUAUGAAGCAAUAUUCCCCGUCAGUGCAAAUAGUGAUGAUAACACCACCACCAGUUGAUGACGCAAGACGGGUUGAAGUUUUAAGGGCCGAGGGAAAAAAGAUCGAUUUGCCAGAAAGGACACUCGAAGAAUCUGGAAAGUAUGCGAAAAAGGUAGUUGAAUUGUCCAAAGAGCUUUAUCUCCCUUACAUCGAUCUGUGGUCUAAAAUGCAGCAAGUCCAAGGUUGGCAAAAGAAAUUCCUCCUUGAUGGCUUACAUUUCACACAAGAAGGCUGUCUUUUUCUUUACAAAGAAUUGGCUUUAGCAUUCAACCAAACAAGUAUCUCUAUAGACAAUCUGCCUACUGAUGGUGUUUCAAAAUUACCUGGUUUCCAAUGAUCGAUCACCCUCAAGGCUUUUCAGCAACAAUCUCCUACUGUCUAUCAAAAUUUAUUCCAAGACAAAUUAUUGUUGAAUUCACAGUCCAUGUAUACAUAUUACUUGUUUCAUCAAUAUAAUAAAAGAAAGCCUUCCAGAA